Molecule: messenger RNA, 2290 nt
Organism: Drosophila teissieri
Lineage: Eukaryota; Metazoa; Arthropoda; Insecta; Diptera; Drosophilidae
Gene: Trap1
Product: heat shock protein 75 kDa, mitochondrial
Exons: 3
Coding region: 75-2147 (690 amino acids)
Biological process (GO): protein folding
Cellular component (GO): mitochondrial inner membrane
Molecular function (GO): protein kinase binding; ATP binding; ATP-dependent protein folding chaperone
Source: RefSeq, a predicted model, not a curated record
UGUGCACACAUGUGCGCUGGAACAAACUUCACAGUUGGGUAACAUUUAAGUUGGGCAGAACACAUAAAAAAACGAUGUCAAUGCGAGCAAUGGGAGUGCUGGGCCAGGCUUGCCGGCGCGGCCAAGUGUUGAGGCAGAGUUACCGAUCCGCCCCAGCAGCGUUUAAUAUCGCCCUUGGAACGCAGCAUUCGCCGGCUGCUGCAGCUCUCUCGCUCCGUCGCUUCGCCACGGAGGCCAAGCAGGCAUCGGGGCCGGUGGUGGACAAGCAUGAAUUUCAGGCAGAGACCCGCCAACUACUGGACAUUGUGGCGCGAUCCUUAUACUCCGACCACGAGGUCUUUGUGCGCGAACUAAUUUCGAAUGCCAGCGAUGCACUGGAGAAAUUUCGGUACACCUCGUUGAGCGCUGGAGGCGAAAAUUUGGCUGGAAAGGACCGGCCUCUGGAGAUUCGUAUCACCACCGACAAGCCACUGAUGCAGCUAAUCAUCCAGGACACGGGCAUUGGCAUGACCAAGGAGGAGCUGGUAAGCAACCUGGGCACUAUUGCACGCAGCGGCUCGAAGAAGUUCCUGGAGCAGAUGAAGGGGAACCAGCAGCCAGCCAGCUCAGAGGCAUCCUCGAACAUUAUUGGUCAGUUCGGCGUGGGCUUUUACUCUUCUUUCAUUGUGGCCAACAAGGUGGAGGUGUUCACGAGGGCGGCUACGGCUGAUGCUCCAGGACUGCGGUGGUCCACUGAUGGCAGUGGAACUUAUGAGAUCGAGAAGGUGCCUGACGUUGAGUUGGGAACGCGGAUCGUGCUCCAUUUAAAGACCGAGUGCCGUGAAUAUGCGGACGAGGAGAGGAUCAAGGCGGUAAUCAAGAAAUAUAGCAAUUUUGUGGGCUCACCCAUCUUGUUAAACGGAAAGCAGGCCAACGAUAUAAAACCGCUGUGGCUUCUUGAGCCCCAAAGCAUCACCAAGGAUCAGCACCAUGACUUCUAUCGAUUCAUUAGCAAUAGCUUUGAUGUCCCACGCUUCACCCUGCACUACAAUGCUGACGUUCCCCUGAGCAUCCAUGCGCUGCUCUAUUUCCCCGAGGGAAAGCCUGGUUUAUUCGAGAUGUCUCGGGACGGAAACACCGGCGUGGCUCUGUACACCCGCAAAGUGCUUAUUCAGUCCAAGACGGAGCACCUGCUGCCCAAGUGGCUGCGCUUUGUGAAGGGUGUUGUCGACUCUGAGGACAUUCCACUUAACCUGAGUCGCGAGCUACUGCAGAACAGCAGCCUGAUUCGCAAACUGUCUAGUGUGAUUUCUACCCGCGUUAUCCGUUUCCUGCAAGAGCGCUCCAAGAAGCAGCCAGAGGAGUACGAGGCCUUUUACCGCGACUAUGGUCUCUUCCUAAAGGAGGGAAUUGUAACCUCUAACGACCCUAACGAGAAAGAAGAAAUAGCUAAACUUCUGCGAUUUGAGUCCUCAAAGUCUGAGAACGCCAGUGGACGCAUGUCGCUUGAGGAGUACUAUAACGCCGUUCCCCAAGAACAGCAGAAUAUUUACUACCUAGCAGCACCCAAUCGUGUUCUGGCUGAGUCGUCGCCCUACUACGAAAGUCUGAAGAAGCGCAACGAGCUAGUGCUCUUCUGCUACGAACCCUAUGAUGAGCUGGUACUCAUGCAGCUAGGCAAGUUUAAAAGCAAAAAACUCGUAUCCGUGGAGAAGGAGAUGCGUGACGAAUCCAAGGAGACAACACCGACUACCGACUUUGGCGAGGGCAGUCUGUUGCGCUCAGAACUUGACAGUUUGAUUCCUUGGCUAGAGGAGGAGCUGAAGGGCCAGGUUGUCAAAGUAAAAGCCACCACUCGUCUAGACACUCAUCCCUGUGUAAUCACUGUAGAGGAAAUGGCUGCCGCUCGCCACUUUAUUCGCACCCAGAGUCACCAGGUUCCAGAACAGAAUCGAUUUGCCCUUCUUCAACCAGAACUGGAAAUCAACCCAAAGCACCCCAUUAUUAAGAAGCUUAACAAGCUGCGUGAGAGCGACAAGGAUCUGGCUCAACUUAUCGCUAAGCAGCUCUUCGCAAACGCUAUGGUGGGCGCCGGUUUGGCUGAGGAUCCCCGCAUGUUGCUAACCAACAUGAACACUCUGCUUUCGCGGGCGCUGGAGAAAUACUAGUGUGCACCGUAAAACGAACACUGUAAAUCUACCGACUAUGUAAUAUUAUUUUCUAUAAUUAAUUUUAUGAAACGUCUUUAUAAAAUAGUCUUAAAUAUGUAUAAUUAGACAUUAUAAAAUAUUUAAAUUCCGGAGAAAUAUAA